Pseudonaja textilis is the source of this 4342-nucleotide messenger RNA. NCBI's taxonomy places the organism in Eukaryota, Metazoa, Chordata, Lepidosauria, Squamata, Elapidae. The record is from RefSeq and is a predicted model, not a curated record.
AAAUGGCGUAGAUUCUGGCAUAAACAACAGGCCAUAAUAGGCACUGAACACGCUCCACCUACCGUUAGCUACAGCAUCUGGAGAUUUGCGGAACUGAAAAAGAACACGACCAGCCUCUCUGAGAAGACAGAGUUUACGAACAGCCUCUCCUCAAUUUGUCAACAGGAGGAACUGUCAUCAUGGGAAAAUUCCUGUUGGCCUCCUCAAUCGUGAUUCUCUUCAUUUUGCUCCAGACUGAGGAGAUUGUCUCCAUUUCUAAAAAAGGAAGCAGCAGACUGAGCAGCAGCAGCAGUCGAAAGCCAAGUCGCAAACCCUCCCAUCAUCCUAGCAAACCUUCCCAUCACCCUAGCAAACCCUCACAUCAUCCUGUCAAGCCUGCAGAGAGACCUAGAAAACCAGCACAGAACCCACCUGAACACAGGCCUGCCCAUAAUGCACCCCCAAACAGGCCUGAAAAUCCUGUAAAACAUCCUCCAAAUCAUGCAAACCCUCCUCCACAUCCACACCAUAAUCCUGCCAAUCCACAAAAUCCAGGACACCCUCCACCUUAUCCUGUCAACCCUCAAAAUCCAGCACAUCCUCCACCAUAUCCGGUCAACCCUCAAAAUCCGGGACAUCCUCCCCCAUAUCCCGUCAACCCUCAAUACCCAGCACAUCCUCCACCAUAUCCGGGCAAACCCCCAAACCCAGCACAUCCUCCACCAUAUGCAGCCAACCCUCAAAAUCCUGGGUAUUUCCCACACCAACCAUAUAAUCCCCAAAAUCCUCAGUGGGGACACUAUAAUCCCAAACCCUGGAAACCUAAAUCCCCCAAGACUAAGAUGAAGCAUGUGGCUGGAGCAGCAAUUGCAGGUGCAGCAGCAGGAGCUCUUGGAGGCUACUUCCUGGGACGUGCCAUGUCUAAUCUGCAUUUUCAAUUUAACAACCCGAAUGAGGAGCGGUGGUGGUAUGAAAAUCGCCAUCGUUACUCUGAUCAGGUUUACUACCCUCAGUACAUCCAGCCUGUUCCACAAGAUAUCUUUGUGAGAGACUGUGUGAACAUCACAGUGAAAGAAUACAUUGAGCCCACUGGGAAUACAACAGAGGAUGAGAUGGAAGCCAGGGUGGUGGAGCAUGUGGUGAAGGAAAUGUGCAUUGAGCAGUAUCGUACUUUCUCCAGCUCUUCAGGAGACAGUUCCAGACCUCAUGGUGGCAACCCAGUGGACCCAAAGCCAAAGGAUGAUGAAGUGAAAUAUGUAGUGGGGGUACCUGUUGUGGAUGUUUCAGCGGAAGACCCUGAGAGCUACAUCUUAGGCAGCCCCAUAGCCAAGAUGUAUUUUUAUUUUAACAACAGUGAGGAAGAACGUUGGUGGAAUGAAAACCGCCACCGUUUUGCCACCCAUGUUUACCACCCAAACUCUAGCCAGCCAAUUUCAAGAGAUGUUUUCCUGAGUGAGUGUGUAAAUGUCACCAUGGGAGAAUAUGUGAAGCCCACUGGAAACCAAACUGAAGAUGAAUUGGAAGCCAGAGUGGUGACACAAGUGGCAAAUGGAAAAUGCAUGGAGAUGUACCCCCGUUUGACUGUUUUCACAAUGUCAGGCAGCUACUAUUAUAAUAAACCAGAGACAGCUACUACACUGGAAAUCAAAAGUGAGUUCAAACAUGGAGAAGGAGCAGUUUUGGCUAAUAGUCCCAGAGGAGUCAGUGAACACAAUGCCCCAAACAAUGCUGUGUCUGAUUUGAAUUUUUCUUUUGAGAAUGUUUUGUUUCUAAUUCAUCCUUUUUCCAUUUCAAUCAUUACCUUAAUCACUCCUUUCCUAAUCUUCUAAAGGUUAUGCUUUCUAAGUCUCUUCCAUGGUUGCUAUUCUCUUAUCUGAGGUCUGGAAUCUCUCUCUCCAGCAAUAAUUUAGUUGUGGUUUCAUAUUUUUCUGGAGACUGCAUCAGAUGCAAAGAGAUGCAAUGCAUAGGCUACUUAUGAAUGAAUUCCAAUUGCCAUCAUGAAUCAGUCUAAAGUGAUUCCUUUUUUGUAUUCAUCAAAUCUAAUUUAAGAUGGAGAGAGUGGAUAAUUCCCCCAUUCCUAUUGCUUCGAUCCUUCAGUGAAAUCUGUUCAGUUUUCAGGAAAUAUUUUAGCAGUUCACUUGAUAAUAGAAGUUGCUUUUGAGAAGGAAGGAAGGAAGGAAGGAAGGAAGGAAGGAAGGAAGGAAGGAAGGAAGACUUCUGAGAUUAUUUAAAAUGAAUACAUCAAGGUUUGAAUUGAAGGUUCCAUUCAAAUACACCUCAAGUCCAAUCUUGGAACCAAACUGACUUUCUGAACAAUUGGAAUCAAACACCUGAAUAGGUUUGGAUAUCCUUUGUUUGACUAUUUCCAAAAUAGCUCUCCUCUAAUGGGAGCUGAUAAUUCCAACAUGUACCUGAUUAGUCAACCAUUUUUGCUGAGUGAUGAAAACUAUCACACGCCUCAAAAGAGAGGCAGGCAACAUUUGAUGGCAAACAUGUUUUACAGUGUUGGAUCUGACACCUGCAAACUUGGUGCUGAAAAACCAUGAAUCUGGAUGGGCUGCAAAUGUUGAGCUGAACAUUUUUUUGAAACUAUGAUGUACUGAUGUUAGAUUGUUUCCUAUAGGUUCCUAUCUCUGAAUGGUGGAAAGCUGAAUUAUCACUUUUCAGCAAUUAUGGAAGGGAUAGAGAGGGGGCGGGUUAAUGGUUGCAGAAAGAAGAUUUGAAAUCACUUGUGGUUCUGGGGUUGCAGGGACUCCUGUUUGAUAAACUGCUUUUGUGCCUUCUUUGUCUAAAUUGUCAUCUCUAUCCUUAAAUAUGACUGGGAAGUUUUGUCCAGUCAUUAAUAAUUUGUAGACUAAGAAUACUGUUUGAAAGCCACAUGGUUCUAUGUUGUUUUCCAUUUUUUGUUUUCCUUGACCUCUUAAAUGUUAUUGAAUACCUAAGUGAGUUUAAACUCUAAUUGUCUAUGGAGAUCCUCAAUCAUCCAGGUCAUAGUUGUCCUAUGGCUAUCCCAAGGUGCUAUUUUCCCCCAAAAGGCACCUUGACUGUCUAGUCUUUUUUCCCCUUUGAAAACAUUUUAGUUCUCAUCCAAGAAGUUCCUUAGAUGAAAAGCAAAAUGUUUUCAAAGAAAAAAAAAAUGAGAAAGUCCAGUUGACUUUUGGAAAAAAGCACCUUUAGGACUAAGCUCUUUAGUAUUCUUUUCUACCAUGCUGUGAUGGUUGUCACAAGUCAGAAGUGGAAAGAGACUUGGCUUGGAUUGAAAUUAUUCCAAAAUUGAGAGCCAGUUAAUUACAAUGGGGUAUCAAUCCAACUAAUGCAUAAAUAUGUAAGUAAAUACAUUUGGGUUCCUAAGCACUAGAAUAGGCAGCUGACAUAGGGAUUAAUGUGCUUCUUCUCUUGAAACAAAGAAUGCAGUUGGAUUUAUUCCAUUUUCCUUUUUAGAAAGGAGUCCUUUAAAAAGGGGUCUCUUUGAGAAAAGAAAAGCUUGGCUUAAAUUCUGAAGAUGGAUUCCCAUCAUGAAAAACUGUCUUCUUUAAAUGAGAUGUGAAGUUAAAUAAUUUUUUAUCAAUCCUUCAUUAGCAAUGUAUUGAUCAGCACUCCUUGAACAUCCUUGCUUGACUUUUCCUAUCAGUAGGUGUGGUUAAGCUAGUAAGGCUAAUGAGGAAGCAAAAUCCUUCUGUUAUCUCUGCAUUUGGUUCUUGACUUAAUUCAGCUGUAAAAGGUCAGAAAAAUAAUUUUAAGCUAGCUUUAGCAUCUAUUUUAUUAAGAACUAAGAAAUCCCAAAGAAAUCCUAAUUGGGGUAUACGUAAUACAGUGUUUGUGUUUUUGUUUAAUUUUCCUUCUUUGUGUGGUGGAAAGAGCUAUAUAAGAACAGCUGGAAAGUCUAUCUGAGCAUGAAUGUUGCAAACAUGAAGCUAGACUUUUAAGCUAUUUUGGUUAUUUGUUACUAUCUAACAUGUUCCAUAUGAUAUAUAGUGCUCACAUUUAUUUCCUUGCAUGACGAUUACUGUUCCAACACAAAAUUUAUUUGAAGAUUAAUUGUUAACUGCUGUUUGACAUGCUAAUCUCCAUUUAUUUUUCUCACCCUUUCAACUAAACUGCCAAAUAAAACUAUGGCCUAUAUAAUACCAAAAUAGGUCUGUUGGCCUUAUAUUUGGUCCUUGUUUGCAAAUCCACUGCUGUAGUAAGGAAGAAGUUGCAUUAACUGAUUAAAAAAAAUCAUUUCAAACUCUUAUAUUCUCUGACUGUGUAAAUAUGUUUAAGGAAGUUGCUUAGACUGAAUUGCCUUUUCACACCAAGCUAAAAUAAUGUGCAUUGAUUUAAUUUUGGAUUACCAUGACUAGCAUCCCACCUGCAAGCUUCA